Molecule: messenger RNA, 2861 nt
Organism: Vitrella brassicaformis
Lineage: Eukaryota; Vitrellaceae
Source: the annotation of a GenBank genome assembly
UCACUUACGCCGUCUGAAGCACAACUCGAGGCUCGGCUGUGUGUCGUGUGAAGAAGUGUGAAAGCUGCCCGUCUUCCCACCAGGGAAUCGUCGGAAAUACUCCUUUCUGAUCUCACGCAGCACUCCUAUGUCGCGGUCCGCAGCUCUGAAGGCAAUUCUUAGCUCUCGAAUGCCUCUGACGGUGAGGAUAGACUCAACACUUGACAGCACACCAACGCCAGCGCCCGCAUUUGCCACUGCAUACAGACACACCAGAUAGUCAGACGAGUCGGGCACCUUCACUGUCAUUUCCGUCCGGCUUACCGUACAGACGUAGCCGCACGGUUUCGAUCUCGGGCAGCUGGUCCUUCUCAUUGCCCCACAUCAGCUCUUCUCCGCCCACACCGUCCACAUCGGCCGUAAUGCUCAUCUCGAUGAGCGCCUUCUCUGGCCCAGCCGCCCGAAGCAUGGCCACCACAUCAGUCGUCGUGACCCGGGACGAGUCCGAUGAGACCGAGAACACCGCCACUCUGUCGAGCUGCGGCAUCUUUGUGACCAGCAGAGACCCGACCUCCCAAGCCCCACGGCCGUCAACAUGCAGACGUCUGGCUGCGGGGAACGCAUCAGCUGACAUGUUGUGCAGGACGGCGGGGGUUGGCAGGGGGGCCGCUGUGGCGCCGAGGGGGCUGACCGACACUUCCACGGUGUGCGCCGAGGGGAAGUGCAGAGUGUGGAAGAGGUCCAUCUCGGCUCGCGUGGGAAUAUCAAGCAGCACCAGCUCCUCGGGGCGGGAUGCGUCGACUUUCCACUCGACGGUCGUGGCCCGGCUGGCGAUGCGGCUGAAUGUGUUGGUGAAGAGGGGCGAAGGGCUGGCCGGCACUGUGGCGGGGAGGUGGAGGUGGAGCUGCAUUUCGUCUGGCAGGUGUGGCGUUUCGAUGGAGAUGUCUGUGUGGGUGCCGAGCGCCGCCCGCAGGCGAUCGACUGCCGACAGGAGGCGAGGAGCUCACGGGAGUCGACAGUGCUCUUAUCGAUCUCGAUCUCGAGCACGAAGGGGAUAGAGCGGAUCGACCGGCACUUGUGGCGCACCAGCAGAUCCUGAGGGAAGGAGAGCAUCGGACAUGGUGACUAAGGCUGUCUCUUUAUGGGGGUCAUUUCUUACCCGAAGUCUGUCCAAAUCAAACGCCAACGCAAACCCACAAGAGAGCUGAAUUUCGAGGGUGCCGAUGGUCUCGAGUGCGGCCGGCCGCUUUACCGUUGGCAGCACCGCCGCCAUCACACCCAUGCUCGUGCACACAUCGAGGCACUUGAGGCGCUCGGACGUGGGGAUAAACAUGCCCGCCAAGCAUCCGUUUCUGUCCCUCCAGUCGCCCGUCAGCCGCUCGAGUGCCGGCAUGCGCCACUGCCUGACGUAUAUAUCCCAGACCUGCUGUCCGUGGAGGCCGACGAUGGUGGUCAGCGCAGGAAUGGUGAUGAGGGCGGGGAGUGCCGUGGUAUAGAGAUCCGGAAAGUAAGUGGAGUGAGUAAAGCGGGCUGGUGGACGAGCGGCAAGUCCCUCGAAGAUGAUGGUGUGGAGCGAUCCUUUGUCGGUCGGGCCGUGUUGCUUGGUAAUGGGCUCGCCGGUGCUGCUGGCCCGCUGCCUCCUCUCCCUUCUCGCCAGUGCUUCGCGGCCCUCUACGUGCCCCUCGACAAUGGACACCCACGCCACGUGUGACCACGACGGAUCGCCUGAGGGAUAGCGCACCACCAGCGUCUUGAGGUUGACCAGCCGCCGCCCCAGCCUGCGGGCUACGUUAUGGGGCAUCCGAUCCCACAUCCGCGCAUCGUCAUCGGCCCAGUGGAUGGCGUAGCGCCCGGUAGAGGACGGCGACAGCUGCAUGGUGCCCUUGCUGAGGAGGCGAUGGCCGAGCUGCCAGGGGGGCGAGAAGCUCAUGACGUGGGACAGCUCCAGCGGUGAUAUGCGAUACUGAGCCUGACAUACAGACCACACAAAUGCAGAAAAGCAAAUGGAAAGGAUCACUUCGUUAAUGUCGUUAGAAUCGGCGGGAUACGUACCGGUCCGUCGUUGUAUGCCGGUAUGUCGCCCCUCUGGACCAAACGGAACAAGUUGCCCUCCAGCCGCGGGUCGUGCUGUACACAUCACACAGGCCGUGCAGGGAAUGUCAUUGCCAAUCCGCCCCCUGCCAGUUAUUUCCGUGUGCCUGCCUGGAAUCUUAUGGUCUGUAGCGUUGAAAAGCCGCGCGACACGGCAGCUUUGGCGUCGUCCAGGGCAUCACUCAGCUGCUGGUACAGCGACUGGAGGGGCUGAAUGAAUGCCACACAGCAAAGUGACAAUGUAACGAUGACGGCCUGCCGUAUCGAUGUCGGUUCUGACCUCAUCCAUGAUGAGCUGCGGCGGUGCAGCCUGCACCGCAACGAGCAUCUGAAGGCACCGACACAGCGGAGGACCACUCAUGGCAGCCUAUUAUACACUGUCCAGAGGACACACACAUGAAAUCACCUGGGAGAGCAUCGUGACGAACUCCACGCCCUUCGCCGCCUGAUGAAAUGAAACAUCGCCAGGAGGAAAGUGGAUGCUGCUGUCGGCGUGGCACACGAGUUUGAGUGGCGUGGAGGUUCACCUGCUCAGUGCCUUGAUCAUUAUCGUGAUGCGAUGCUCCUGCCUCCAUGGAUCCCUCCCGCCGUGAGUCACUGAGAUGCGAUCGAUGCUGCCAUGAGCUGAAAGGAACAGAGCAGAAAGCAACAACAGCAGAGUGGUGACGAGCGUUUGUUCCUUUCGGUGCUCAAGGCCCUCGCUGCGAACGUUGCUCCGUCCAUCUCACACUCAUCUCAUCUCACCUUUGGCAAUUAAGUCCUUCGAGUACAAUCCUUCCAGUGCGACGCAU